Meloidogyne enterolobii is the source of this 3516-nucleotide messenger RNA. The record is from the annotation of a GenBank genome assembly. NCBI's taxonomy places the organism in Eukaryota, Metazoa, Nematoda, Chromadorea, Rhabditida, Meloidogynidae.
UUUUCUUUCUUACAAAAAUUAAAAGUUUCACAUAAAAAAGACACAAAAAUUAAAAUGCUGCUUAGACCUAAAUUACCCUCAGAUUCUGAAUUAUUAUAUUCAAAAAUCCUUUCCCCCUCCUCCUCCUCCCCUUCAUCAUCUUCAAAAAAAGAUUUACCCAACAAACAACAACAACAAUUACCUCUUUUACCUCCUUUAGCUGUUGACACCUGCUCCUCUGACAGAUUAUUAAUAAAAGAAGAAAACAGCCAACAACAAAACAGCUUUAAUAGCAACGACAAUAAUAAACCCCCAAAGAAACCACCCAGAAUAUUUCAUUACCAGUCGGUACAGCAACUUAUUGCCAGUCCCAGCAAUCACAGUUGUUGUUCUCCACCAACAUCUUUUCAACAUUUACAGUCCCAACAACAUCAACAAAGACUUUCUUCUCCAACAAAAAUGCCCUCCUGUACUUCCUCCUCUCCUUCAUCAUUACAACAACAAAAACAACAUCCCCAAUCCUCAUUUUCACCUAAUUCUGCUGGUUCUACUUCCUCCCCCAAUGCUUCAACAGGAAGUGUUAAUGGGAGGCCUUUGAGAGUUGCACAACCUCCCCCACUAGCAACAGCUUUUACUCAGCCAGCACCUUCUACUUCUUUCCCUGUUGCUUCUUGUAAUGGAAAUAUUUUUAAAGAUCAAAAACAACUUCACAAUUCUCCCUCUUCCUUUAAUUCCAAACAAAAACAUCCUCAAUUACCAACAAAAAAUUCCUCCAUUUCCAAUUCUUCAAAUCAACGAUUAGGGGGUUUAAGUUAUACGGAAUUACUUGAAUUGGCGCGUAAUCAACAGAGGCAGAUAGAAGCAAAUGAGGCAGAAUUAGAUGAACGAAGAAAAGCUGUUGCACUUUUUGGUGUAGCCAGGAAAACUGCUGGGAGUGAACGGGAACAACAACAAAAUGCUCAAAUUUUAAUGUCCAAUAUUCGUUCACAAAUUGACCGUGAUGAAAAAGAACUUGUACGUCUAAGCCUCUAUAGAGAGGCCGGUAAACUACGUGAAUACAAUAAUCGUCAAGCAAGAGAAUUAAAACAAUUAGAAAAUGAUUAUGGAAAUGAUGAGAAAGAAUUACGGAAAGUUUUUGCCAAAGUAGAUACUCUUAGAGGGCAAUUAGAAAAUUUAUAUAUGAAAAGGGCUGCGGCUUCGGAUAUUGAAAAAAGAUUUUUGGUAAAUGAAAUGUCGUCUUCUUCCUCUCCAAAAAAGAAUUUAGAAGGACGUUCUAGUAGUAAUAAUACAUUCCAAAAUGAACGAAGGCCUAAAGCUUCUGUCAGCCCUUUUAAUAAAUACGAAAAAGGCCGUGAUAUACCAGACUGUUCGGGAACAACAUCAAUUAAUCAUUCUCCUACAAAGAAUCACCAAAUUUCAACAAAUCCAACAAUAUCCGGACAGGGAACAGCAAAAAUACAAUGGAGACGUGAACUUCCAUCAAACAGUACUAGACAACAACAAUAUAAUAAUUUACAACAAGCAACUUCCCCUACACAUUCAAAUAUGAAUGGUUCUACUGGCGGAUUAUUGCCUCCAGCGGUUGACAAAAUAAGUCUGCGUCGAAAUUCCAUCAAUCAGGCAAAGCGUAAUUCUCUUGUGAGUGAAGGUGGAGAUGAACAUGUCCAAGCCCUAUUAUUGGCAGAAUUAAGAAGAGGCCGUUCCCACAUUUCUUUUGGACGAUCAUGGGAUAGUAGCCAAUUAAGUGAUGAAUUUAGAGCAACAACAAGAAGAGGAGAAAGAUUAUUUGAAGAAACAGAAUGUUCAAGUAGCCAAAACAAAUUAGAAAAUCGUUUUAAGGCAAAUGAGAGUAGUAAAAUAACAGAGAAAUGGACAGAUAAAGAGGAGAAUAAACCAAAAAUUUCAUCAGAAAAUCAACAGAAUCAAUUAACAUUUUUGCAACAACAAAGCAUAAUUUCACCAAAAACAUCACCAAAAAGAACUCCAUUGCCGCCUGAAAAUAGUUUGGAUACUUUUAAUAAAAUAUUUAAUAAACAAGAACCUAGAGGGAGGGAAGAAAGUGAAGAAAAAGAAGAAAAUGAAGAUUUCAUGGAGAAAGGAAACAGAAAUGAAUACCAAAAAGAUUAUAAUGAUAAAGUUGAAACUUCAGUUAUUGAAGUUAAUAAUGAAGAAGGAAAAGGGGAAGAAAACAGGAAAUUUGAAGAAGAAGACAAUGAAGAAGAUAAAAAUAAGGAAAGAGAAGAAGAAAAUAAUUAUAAAACUGUUCAAUUACUCGAAAGAAUAAAUCUUCGAUUGGAUGAAGAUUUAUUUGUUAAGGAGGAAGAAGAAAAUGAAGAAGAAAAGGAAGAGGAAAUGGAAGAGGAAAUACAUGAUGUGGAACUGCCAAAAACAACGAUAACAACUGGAAGUCCUCCACUUUCUGACAGUUCUACUGUUUCGAGUAGUGAAUUGGAGAGAGAAGGGAUUUUGGCAUUAUUUGACGAUUCUUGGCAUAAAAGCAUUCGUUCAACGGGUAAUAAAGGAAUUCUUCGGGAAAGACAACAAAAUGGUGUAUUAUUAAAUACAAAUACACGUUUAGAACCAAAAAAGCAAACAAAUCGAGUUAAAAUUGAUUUGGUUAUUUUAUUUUUGGAUGUUGCUUAUGAAGGGCAAUAUGAAAUGCUUGUUAAAUUAGCAUCUCAAAUUGACGAUAUUUCUGUUUCAAAUAGUGAAGGGUUAACAGCUUUACACUAUGCAAUAUGUGCAAGUAAUCAUGAUAUUGUACAAUUUUUGGUAGAAAAUGGGGCUGAUGUUAAUGCUUUGGAUGUUGAUGGUUGGACUCCUUUACAUUGUGCUGCCUCUUGUGGUAAUUUGCCAAUGAUUAAACUUUUAAUUGAAUAUGGUGCUUGUCCAAUAGCUACAACAAUUAGUAAAUCUGAGACAGUUGCUCAAAUAUUUGAUGAUUCUAAUGAAAAUGCAGCAGUAGGGAUUGAAUAUAUGAAUUUUGUAGAGGAGUGUAUGGGGGUUGUUAAUGAUUCUAAGGUUUAUGCUGCUUAUUCAUAUUCUCCUCAACGAGCCGAUGAAUUAAGUUUUGAAGAGGGGGAUGAAUUAAAAGUAAUUAGAAAAUGUGAAUAUUUAGAGGAGGAAGAAGAAGAAAAUAUAAAAAAAGAAAAAACAAAUUUAGAAGAAGAAUGUGAUGAACAUUGUUGGUGGUUAUGUGAACAUACAAAAGAAAUAUUUAAUAAACAAAAAAGUGGAUUUGUACCUCGUAAUUAUUUAGCUUUAUUUCCAACUUUAAAACAUCAAAAUAAAUUUAAUGUUGAUUUUAAAUUACCAAAAGAAAUUGUUUUUGCUGAACAAAAUAAUUUGGAAAUGAGGAGGAAAUCUCUUGAUGAUGAAGGAGAAAAUGAUGAAGAAUUAAAUGAAAAUAAUGAAGAAGAGGAGGAAGAAGAAGAAGAAAGAAUAUGUAAUAAUAAUGUUUUGAGAAUUAAUAAUGCAACAAUAACAACAAAAACAACGAAUUCUUUAGGCCAUCAAGAAUUAAGUACAUAUGCUUAA